Lingula anatina is the source of this 3205-nucleotide messenger RNA. RefSeq lists its product as uncharacterized. Gene Ontology annotation, molecular function: protein binding. Gene Ontology annotation, biological process: signal transduction. Lineage: Eukaryota; Metazoa; Brachiopoda; Lingulata; Lingulida; Lingulidae. The record is from RefSeq and is a predicted model, not a curated record.
AAAUCAGAACAGUUAUAUAACUGUAUAGUAUUUCAUUAUUUGUAGAGUUUUUAGUGCAAAAGUUUUUCUGCACACUUGAGUCCAAGCUUACGACAUGAUUACCCUCUUGUGGCACAUUCCGGGGCAUUUUUCUGAUCUCUAAUUCACUAAAGCCCAGUGACUAAAGUCAAAAAAAAUCCCCUCCAGAUAUGGCCUCAGCGAUGCCUGUUGAACAGAAAAAGCUCCCAGAAAAAGCUCUCAGGGCAGGUUUUGAGAACCUUUAUCUGAAAGCCAGUCCGCUGACCAAUAAACAGCAUAUGAGAUACAAAAGAGCCGUUCAGAAGUAUAUGUUAAUCCCACAGAAGGGGCCCCAUAAAUAUGCUAUGCUAAACCUUCUGGGGGUGCUUCAAUACCAAGAUGGGAAAACAAAUGAAAGUAUUAAAAGUUUUGAAAGCAUUCUUAAAGAAGAUGGUACAAACUUGAAUGCCUUAGCCAGCCUGGAGUAUAUUUACAGGGAACUUUUUUGUGUCUCAAAAGCUGAACAAUAUAAGAGGAAGUCUGAAGAGUUAAUGGGUGGCAAUGAACCUAGCAUUGAAGAAAGAAAGCGACGGGGGAGGUGUUUUUUUGAGCAGGGUUACAUGAUUGCAUUUGAUGUACAUGAAACAACAAAGCCAGAAAGACGUGGCAAAGUUUGUGUACGGGCUCACGAGUCAUACAUGCAGGCGUGGCAAGAGGCAGGAGAUUUAGUAGAUGAAGUGGAAAGAACUGAAUGGUGUUUUUUUAUUGCUCACAAUUUGUCUCAAAUUUGCCAUAAUCAACCAGUUUUAGAAAGCUUAAACAAAAACUUGGACGAAGACAGUGCCUUUGAAAUGGUCAUUAAACUCUUUAAGAAAGUGAUUAAAGGCAAAGACAGUCAUUACAAAGCACAGGGCUGGCUUCACUUGGGUUGUGUUUUGUCCAGUAGAAAAAGAAAACAGAAAAAUACAGAAUCUGAUACCAUUACACUUAAUUCAGCAGAAAAAGCAAUUCAUCAUCAUACUCAUUCACAGCAGGCAGCUCAAGAUGGCUUCAACAAGUUCUGUGCAUUCAUAGAUUUUGAGCUACAAGGGAAACCGCAACAUGGUAUAACUGAUAUCAUGAAGAAAAACCACUUAGAGGAAUACUACAAUAACCCUGAGCUUUGCUUCCUUUUGGCAAAAAGGAAUACCCCUAAAAGAACAGACAUUCUUAACAGGUAUGCUAAAUUUUUGAGCCAAAGGAAUAAUAAAGAUUCUAGAGAUUUUGAGGAAGCCAAGACCCUUCUCUUGAAGUCCAUAAAAUUGGAUAAUGGAGAUAGUAAUUGGUUUGCAUACCUGCUUAUGGGUGACAUGUUCAAGCAUAGGUAUGUAAGUCAGUGGUAUGCCAAAGUGAAUAUGGGCAAGGGACAACUCCCAGAGAAAACAAUGGCGGCGACUGCUCAACGGUAUUACAAAGAGGCUGUCGAAAGGAACCCAACACCACAACUCUAUGCUAAUCUGGCUGAAAUAAGUCAUUUUCUUGGUAUUAAUGAAAGGAGAGAAGUCAUCGAUGAGGAUCAGAUGUUAGACGCGGUUAUUAACUUUAAGCAUGCUUUGGAAAGUUUAGAUGGAGAAAAGGAUCCAAGUAUUCACCAGAGAAGAGGUCGGUGUUUAAGAGAUUUUGACCAAGAGAAGAGUGCUGUUGAAAGUUUCAAGAAGGCUGUAGAAACCCAAGAGCCUGAAAGCACUCAUAUAUAUAGCUUCCGCUGGCUGAUUGAUAUCCUUGCACAAUGGUGCCAGAAAAACAAGCAGAUGCUGAGAGAUAUCAAUGGUGUGGAGGCAAAGAGCCCUGAAAAUAAUUCUGUAAAUCAAUCAGAAAACAACUCAGAACAUGCAGUCAAAGCAGCUUGCAAGAAAACAAAAGGAGAGCUACAGUAUUGGUUUAGUGAAGGAUGUAAAAAAUUUAAAAAGAAAAACCUUGAUGAAGAGAUUCAGCGAUUUUGGAAUCCAAAAGACCAGAAAAUUACAAGCUGUCCAGAUGUCAUGGUGGAUUUGUACAGUGAUCUUUUGCAGAAUAAGAAGAAGACGCUAGCAGACCGUUUGAAGAAAGGUUUGAGUGACUUACUAGCACACUAUGAAAACAGCACUAACCAAACAAGGCCAGAUCCUAGUGAAGUACAGGCAGGUGCUCCUGUAUCAAGGGAUGAAGUACAGACAGGUGCUCCUGUAUCAAGGGAUGAAGUACAGGCAGGUGCUCCUGUAUCAGGGGAUGAAGCUGCCUCCAAAAUGCUCAAUGUUGAGGUGACACAGACAGAAGCAGGAACUGAUGUUUUACCUGCUGGAAGUAAUCAGAAGGAAUUCUUCUUAGGAUAUGUAAGAAAACUUGAUGAAAUUGAUGAGGAAUUCGAGAGAAAGGCUGACAGGGUGGCUAAAACCACAGAAGACACUGAAAAUGCAGAAGGAACAAAGAGGAGCAAUGAAAGCCAACAAGUGGUGCCAUGUAAUCAGGACAGCCCUCCGACACCUCCUGCUUCGACAUCUUCCUGUGAGGAGUCAAGUUCUGCUCCUGCCCCAAGCACAGAGGACAAGAAAACCAAAGAUCCUGGGAAAGUGACAGAUUUUGAAGAAAAUGUGAUACAAAAAGACUUGAACUUAGAAAAUAAGAAAGUUGAACGUUGUGAUUCCAAUUCAGAGUCAAUCCCUCCACCUCCCUGCAAAGCUAAAAACAAGAAAGGAAAGCUGUAUGAUUUUUAUGUUAUUUACUCAGAAGAAGAAGACUCAGACUGGGUGUCUUACCAUUUAUUAACUACUCUGGAGGGCACAAAAGGAUUUAAGGGUUGUGUCAGAGAGAGAGAUUUUAUUCCAGGUACAGACUAUGUUGAUUCGAUAGUGGAAAGCAUUAAAAAUAGCUUUAAAGUGUUAGUGAUUAUUUCAGGCAAAAAAACGAAUGACAAAUGGUAUAAUUAUGAAGUGGAUCAAGCUAUUCAUCAGAAACUAGACUCAGAACUGGAUUCUUUUGUAAUUCCGAUUUGUAGAGAAGAUGCCAACAAGAGUGACGUACCAUUAAAACUAAAAACUGUUAUUGCAUGUUCCAUGGUGAGUGCCCAUGAUUGGGAAAAACUAGAAAGAGCUCUAGAUGAUGACAAUUCCCAGUAAUAUGUUGGCAAUACAUAGUGUAUUCAGAACAGAGGAUCCAUGGAGUAACUGACCCGCAGACUAAAUAUGGCUGA